Heterotrigona itama is the source of this 3427-nucleotide messenger RNA. NCBI's taxonomy places the organism in Eukaryota, Metazoa, Arthropoda, Insecta, Hymenoptera, Apidae. The record is from the annotation of a GenBank genome assembly.
GUGUGAUGUGUAUCACUUCAGUAAUCUGCAGGAUGCCGCCGUGAUCGUGUGGUGUCUGCACUUUCCACUCGAUUAGUUACUUGUGUCACGUGUUUUGUCCAUUUACAACACCAGAACGUACAAUUAUUUGAUUUGAUCCGGGUGUAACGUGCUGGCGGCACAUUUUCUUACAAGUUUACACCAAAGUGGAUCGAUCCCCGGCGAGCGAAUCGAAAAGGCAGAAGGUUGGAUUUCUUGCAGGGGGUGCGAUAGAUGCAUCGUUGAAUCUUGAUAUCAGGGGCAUAUAUGUCCACGCCAAUUCGAUAUGAGUAUCGAAGGAAGAUCGUGCAUCGUGAGAAGAUGACGCCGCGACGGUACGUGUUCGCGGCGAUUAGGCGAACAUUGCUGGCUGCUGGUAUCUUGACGUUGCUGGUGUUGGCUCUGUCGAGCCAGGACACCGGCAACAAUGUGCAGCAAGGCCUUUUGUUGGAGGAGGAUGCGAACCUGACACCAGAGGAAAAGUUGAUGGAAGAAGCAGCGAUCGCCGAAACUGAGAAACGGUUGUAUGUAAGGAGGAAAUUUUUGGCGGAGAAGUGCGCCGAAGAGGGUUUGGACACACCUGGCAACGAUUCUCUUCACAGACCGAAUGCUUGGGAAUUUCUUGUAAAUAGAGAGUAUCAUUUAAUAUGGUGCAACGUGUUCAAAGCGGCCUCUACCUCUUGGAUGUACAAUUUCAAUUUACUCGCAGGAUACAGCCCACAGUUUUUAAAAGCCUCGAAGGCUGUGCCUGUUUCUUUGGCGAGGCAGAAAUAUCCCAGAUACACGGCAGAUGAGUUGAACAAGUUCCUAAACGACAGCAUCAGUUUCUUGAUAGUGAGACAUCCAUUCGAGAGGUUGCUCAGCGCCUACAGAGAUAAAUUGGAGCACAGCUUGCCACAUACAUUUCACAGUAAUCUUGGUGCCCAUAUUGUUUGGAACUACAGGUCUAAAGAUUCAAAAACAAAUGGACGACACGGUCCAAGGUAUCCACUCUUUGAAGAGUUUGUACGAUGGUUGCUAUGUCAAUGGAGAGCCGGAAACGAACUUGACAUGCAUUGGACCCCAGUUGUGAUCUUUUGUACACCGUGUCAAGUGCGGUUCGACGUGAUUGCUAAGUUUGAAACGCUUCAUGAAGAUCAAGAUUAUCUUAUAAAACAAGCUCACGUGGGUCACAUCAUUAAGCCUGAAUGGAAAAACCCUACUAAAGGCGUUCAAACGAAAGACGUGAUUAAGAAUUAUUUCGCUCAAUUAUCAAAAUCGCAGAUCAAAGAUCUCUAUGAGAUGUUUAGGUACGAUUUCGUGCUUUUCGGUUAUUCUCCCGACGAGUACGUAGCACUCGGGAGAGAUGAGGACACAGUAUUAAUCUGUAAAAAGUAAUGCUAACAUUUCGUACAUUCUUGACAAGCGCGUAAUCAGCGCGUGAAUUGUUCUACAUUUACGUUUCAGUUCUUUAAACGUUGAACAACAUGUUAAAUGCAAUUAAAGCAUCGUUAAACAGCAUCGAUUACAACGAAAAUAUUUAAUAGCAAACCAGAAACAUAACAAGUCGUGCUCGAAUUAACAAUACAUUUGCAAACCGCUACUGCUACAUUUAAAUCUUUUGACAAACGAGGCGUUACUAAUUCAAUUGUUAGAGGCUAAGGCAGAGACUAAGAAGGUCGUACCUAUGAGAGAAUUCCGUUGCUUAAAUAUCAUACAUGACAACUCUUGCGAGAGUUUUAUGGUAAAGGUAAUGCUCACUUCGUCGAAUCUUUUCUGCUUCAAGUUCAAGAGAAUGGGAAUAGUUUAUUAUAUUAGUCUGACAAAGAGUACUCUGCAUUUCUUGUAGGAAUAUGUAGGAAUAACGUCCCUCUUUCGUUUUAACUGAAUUAACUGUUAUAGAGUACAGUUCAAUAUGAAUGCGAUGAUAUUUUGUUACAUCAUAUUGUUACGGAUAUAUUUUAACUUGAUUCAAGCAAGUCGAGCUAAUUUUUUCGUGUUUGUAUAUUUUGGAGAAUACGUAUACAUUUUCGCUGAAUCUAUAUGUAUAUACCUGUAUAUAUAAAUAUACAUAUACGUGUACUGAUAUGAAUAUUGUUGCAAUAGUAAUUAUUAUCAUUGUACCAAUGAUAAUAAUACUGCCUUCAGGAGAUAUAUUAUAUAUAAUUGCAUUAGUAAGAUGUAUGUUAAAUUGUACAACUUCCAAAUGCAAAGGUAUUCAGAGUAAGUUUGAAGUUUUCCAGUAUUUACUUGUAUUUUAAAUCUGGUGUUUGCGUUCAUAGUUUAUACGCCUUUGCGAUAAGAUGGCCUUUUUAUAGACUUAUUUGAGUCUAUGAGAGUUUCUUUUAGUCUGUAAGACUCAUUUAAAAGCAUGAAACAUUACAUUGUAUGUACUUAAAUCUAAUACAAAUUUUUCAUUAAUCGAGAAACUUCUUGUGAAUAAAAUUGAAUUGUUUGUAAAAUUUAUAUGAGACGAAAGUGAUACAAUGAAUUUUAAUUCCCCAAAUUAUAAGCACAAAACGACAAUAAUUAUUUUACAAGGCAAAACUAUUUAAGAAAAAACAAUUAAUCGGAUUGAAAUUAAUCAAGAAAACAGCAGGAUAGACGAGAUAGACAAUUUGUUAGAUUAUCCAAGGUAUAAAUAUAAAAAUAUCAAUGCUAUUGCAAUCAUAUUAUCAUCGUUGUUUCUUUAAUUAGAUUAAAAUUUACGUAGAAUCCUUGGAGAAUCAAGCAUCUAUCUGUGAUUGUUAGCAACGUACUUACUUGUUCGAACAGCUGUUGAUCAACUCAACUCCGAUAAUCCAUUUAUCAAUGAAAACAUAUUUCCAAUUGCUGUUUAUUACCAAAAAUUCAUGAAGGAGCUUACUAACUUCGUAUUUCUUCUUCUUCACGACCAGUUGUCCAUUUAUUGUGUACAAGUCACUGUCAGAAUCCGAAGUUGUAUCCUCUCCGUAUCGAGCUUGUUUGUACAAGGAUUCUAAAGUACGUCUGGCCAUAUCCUGAACAUCUUUGAUGUCGUUUGUUGCUUUCUCGAUUCGGGUUUGCACGUCCGACGACACUCUCGUCAAAUGCUCCUCUAUAGGAUUGCAUUUCGGAGUCGAAAUCGGGAGCUCCUCGUCACUAAACACGAACAUAUCAUCGUCCAUCGAAUUCAUUUGUAUUUUUGUAAAGUAAUACGAUACUCGAUUAACUGACAAAUUACUCUAUACGUAUUCGCGCCGCUACUGAUUUGCGUGACACAUCACGUACAAAUCAUCCUAGAGUAGCAAAGGUUUCAUUCGAACAAAAGAUAUUUACAUAUAUCGAGAAAGCAUCAUUAAAAUCUUAGUAUUCAAUUUGCAAUUCUGAUAUAAUCAUAUAUUCAUAAUAAUCCAAUUAAUACUUUAUACUCUAUACUCUAUAUUCCAUUCAAUGAGUCGAGAGAUACAUC